ACAGGCAAAGGCAUUGAACUGUAUCAAGAGUGGCUACAGGAACACAUCUCCACCCUUGCUCAGUUGCAGUGGAUUCCCAGCUACUCACAGGACAGCUGCAGAGUAAAAGAUGGCAUUUCAGAAGGCAGUGAAAGGAACUGCUCUCAUUGGAGGAGGUGCCAUAGCAACAGUUUUUGGCCUCUCUCAAUUUUCUCAGUAUAGAAACAAACACGGUACCCUUGUGAAUGUUCAGGCUGCAGAAGCUGUGCCUGUUCCAAUGAAGAGUCAUCUCCCCACAAGAGAGCAACAAAUUUUGGCACUGCAGACCACAAGCGAAUUUGAUGUCCUUGUUAUAGGCGGAGGAGCAACAGGAUGUGGCUGUGCUUUAGAUGCAGUCACUAGAGGACUAAAAACAGCCCUUCUAGAAAGAGAUGAUUUCUCAUCAGGGACCAGCAGCAGGAGUACUAAAUUGAUCCAUGGUGGAGUGAGAUAUCUUCAGAAGGCCAUCAUGAAGUUGGAUUUUGAGCAGUACAAGAUGGUGAAAGAAGCACUUGAGGAGCGUGCAAAUCUGCUUGAAAUAGCUCCUCACCUAUCAUCUCCUUUGCCAAUAAUGCUGCCUGUUUACAAAUGGUGGCAGUUGCCAUACUACUGGUUUGGAAUAAAAUUAUAUGACCUCGUUGCAGGAAGUCAGUGUCUGAAAAGUAGUUAUGUCCUUAGCAAGUCAAGAGCCCUGGAGCAUUUCCCAAUGCUACGCAAAGAUGAGCUUGUUGGAGCUAUUGUCUACUAUGAUGGACAGCACAACGAUGCGCGGAUGAACCUCGCCAUCGCCCUCACUGCUGCCAGGUACGGCGCUGCCACCGCCAAUUACACUGAAGUGCUGCGCUUGCUCAAGACGACAGACCCAGCCAGCGGGAAGGAGCGUGUGUGUGGUGUGCGUUGCAGGGACAUCCUAACAGGGCAGGAAUUUGAUGUCAAAGCCAAAUGUGUUAUCAAUGCUACGGGACCUUUCACAGACUCUGUGCGCAAAAUGGAUGAUCAGGAAGUACCAAACAUCUGUCAGCCAAGUGCAGGCGUGCAUAUUGUGAUGCCUGGUUAUUACAGCCCUGAUCAUAUGGGUCUGCUUGACCCAGCCACCAGCGAUGGCAGAGUGAUUUUCUUCCUGCCAUGGGAGAAGAUGACUAUUGCAGGGACCACGGAUAGCCCGACCGAUGUUACUUCCCAUCCAAUACCAACAGAGGAAGAUAUAAAUUUCAUUUUGAAUGAAGUGCGCAACUACCUUAGUGCUGAUGUUGAAGUGAGAAGAGGAGACGUACUGGCAGCGUGGAGUGGCAUUCGUCCUCUGGUCACAGACCCCAACUCCAAAGACACACAGUCGAUAUGCCGGAAUCAUGUUGUUGCCAUUAGCAAUAGUGGCCUUGUCACGAUAGCAGGUGGGAAGUGGACAACCUACCGUGCCAUGGCAAAGGACGCCAUUGAUGCAGCUGUUGAGGCACACAAUUUGAAGGCAGGUUCCAGUAAAACUCUUGGACUGCAGCUGCAAGGGGCUGAGGACUGGAGUCCCACUCUCUACAUUAGGUUGGUCCAAGACUAUGGACUUGAAAGUGAGGUGGCUCAGCAUCUAGCUUCGACAUAUGGCGACAAGGCUUUUGAGGUGGCCAAAAUAGCCCAAGUUACAGGAAAGAGAUGGCCUAUUGUUGGAAAGCGUCUCGUGUCUGAAUUUCCUUAUAUUGAAGCUGAGGUUGUCUAUGGUGUCAAAGAGUAUGCUCGCACAGCAGUGGAUAUGAUUUCCCGACGUACUCGCUUGGCCUUUCUGAAUGUGCAGGCUGCAGAGGAAGCCCUGCCAAGAAUCAUAGAUAUAAUGGGAAAAGAACUUAACUGGAGUGAGCAGAAAAAAAAGGAGGAACUUGAAGCUGCUAAGAAAUUUCUCUAUUAUGAAAUGGGCUACAAAGUAAAAUCAGAUCAAUUAAGAGACAGCUCUGAAAUCAGUCUAGUGCCUUCAGAUAUUGAGAGGUACAAGAAGCGAUUCCGCAUGUUUGACAAGGACAAGAAAGGGUUUAUUACUAUACUGGAUGUGCAGCGUGUCUUGGAGAGCAUCAGUGUGCAAAUUGCUGAAAAUACUCUUCAUGAUAUUCUAAAUGAAGUGGAUCUGAACAAAAAUGGACAGGUUGAGCUCAAUGAGUUUCUGCAGCUCAUGAGUGCUAUUCAGAAGGGCUACGUGUCUGGAAGCCGGCUGGCUGUGCUCAUGAAGACUGCCGAGGAGAAUCUGCAUCGGCGCGUGGGGAUUCCGGUGGACCGGAGCGGUGGUGGACUGUGAGUUCAAACGCAACGUCUGCUCACAGCCAUGGCUAAUGGAGAUGCAUCUCUGCUAAAAAACAUUCCAGUGCUUCUGACUGGCCUUGCUUGUUCCAGAUGACUGGCGUCUGUCCAUGGGUGUAGCUCUUACAAAAAUAUAUUGGUGCAUUUGUUUUCAUUAUUAAUGGUUUUCUGUGCAGCUCUUAAUACUCCAGUAUGUGGCCUUUGGACUGGGUAUUCUUUAGACACAGGGGUUCAUUAACAAGAGUUCAGGAAUACAGGUUAGAAAGAUUUGGGUGCACACACAAGCGCAUGUGCACGUACUGCCUCAUUCAUUAACUUCUAUAUCACCUUUACCUUCAGAGAAAACAAUGCUCAGAAAGUGCAUCCUGCCUUUAAAUGCAUUGCAUUGAGUUCUGUGAAUACACAUUUAGUGUUUAAAAGUUGUUGAUCUCUGCUGAACAAAAGUGAGACAGGGAAAGCUGGUGAUCUGGAUUGGAGAUAAUAACACAAUAGGAUCAAGACAGACACUUCCUGAGGCAGCAGUUGCGAAGAACUGUUGUGAGGUUCUGUAGGUGGCUGGUUUUGCUCUUCCAACUGCUCUGUUAUUUCAGUGGUACCAAUACUUGGCCAGACAAAAAUAUUGGCAGUAUGAAGCUGGAAAACUAGAAGACAUCUUGAUUAAUCACCCAAGCUAAUAAUUUAUUUAAAAGCAUGGGGACAGCUUUCCUUUCUCCCAUAUUAAUAAAAAUAAGCUUCCUUUAUUAAGUAGCGUAGUCUUAACAGGUGUUGGUUUAUGCUAUAAAAGGCUUCAUACUGUUUUCAGUUUUGGAUAAACCCUGAUGAUCUUUAGAAUAUAGUAGGUUUCAAUAGCACGAUGGUCUUAAUUCUUCAUUUAAAAAUGGUCAAACACAGAGUGAAACAAUGAAAUUUGUCUUGCAUUACACUAAA
Neopsephotus bourkii (Bourke's parrot) is the source of this 3222-nucleotide messenger RNA. RefSeq names its product glycerol-3-phosphate dehydrogenase 2 (gene GPD2). The record is from RefSeq and is a predicted model, not a curated record. NCBI's taxonomy places the organism in Eukaryota, Metazoa, Chordata, Aves, Psittaciformes, Psittacidae. Gene Ontology annotation, biological process: glycerol-3-phosphate metabolic process. Gene Ontology annotation, molecular function: calcium ion binding; glycerol-3-phosphate dehydrogenase (quinone) activity. Gene Ontology annotation, cellular component: mitochondrion; glycerol-3-phosphate dehydrogenase (FAD) complex. The transcript has 17 exons. Bases 110 to 2293 code for a protein of 727 amino acids.